AUGACCAUACCGGAGUCGUACCGCCGGAGUCCGGUGCGCGGUGAACGAGUGUCCCGUUUCGAGAAACCGCGGCAUUACGUAGAACAAUCCGCCAACCGGGGCCGGGGCGUGCGCAUCUUCACCGGCGAAGAGAAACAGCCGAAAGUGUUCUGCAACCCCGUGAUAUACGACCAAGAUUCGGUGCGCCGCCAACCGUACCAAGAGAACGAUUGGGAAGACAACGAACGGUCACCGAACCGGGCAACAGAUCGGGCCACCAACUCAUCCGGCUCGGAUAGUGGAGGAGCUUACGACGUGCGCCGUUCGGUGUUGGAGAAUGCCCUCAACAUUGCGUUCCUUGCGGCCAACUCCAACCAGCUGCGUCUGGUGACGACGACCGAAGUCGAUCGACAGGACACUAGCACCUAUCAGGCACUGCUGGGACUGCUCGUGGUGUCACUGAUACUCCAAAUUCUUAACUGCGUUGCAAUGCUGAUUAUGUCGACACACGCUUCCCAACGUUGGCCUCUACUGCGAACCUUGGCCUGCGUUGUUGCCUUCGUGAUUGCACUACUCAACCUGGCGGUGGUCACAGUGCUCAACAUGCUACUGGAAUCGGACUGAGCACUAGUUUAAUGAAUUUGGAAAUUAAAAUUAUGAGCGUGUGACUUAUAUUUAGUUAGCGAUCACCGGGUGCCUUCUCUAACAUGUGUACACAAGUAAAACAUGAAUCAUCUCGUAUGGAAUGCCAUGCAGGAAUAGUAAAAAUUUAUCACGAAU
Anopheles bellator is the source of this 759-nucleotide messenger RNA. RefSeq lists its product as uncharacterized. Gene Ontology annotation, cellular component: membrane. The record is from RefSeq and is a predicted model, not a curated record. Lineage: Eukaryota; Metazoa; Arthropoda; Insecta; Diptera; Culicidae. The coding region runs from base 1 to 603 and encodes 200 amino acids. The transcript is spliced from 2 exons. Gene Ontology annotation, biological process: cell adhesion; tissue regeneration.